This is a messenger RNA of Linum trigynum, 2964 nucleotides long. The record is from the annotation of a GenBank genome assembly. Lineage: Eukaryota; Viridiplantae; Streptophyta; Magnoliopsida; Malpighiales; Linaceae.
AAAGCAGGAUGGGACUAAAUUGCUUCAUUUUUAUCAAUUUGCGAGAAACUUAUUAUUAACGUCAUUCAACUUGCUCAAUGACUAAUUGGAAAACCACAUUUUCGGGUUGAUUCACAACCCAAACGCUACUCAUCCAACUCAAAGAGCAUGUGACUAAGCCGCUGUUCCGGGCUCAUAUCUCAACCUGCAAGCCCGCUAGAAGUGGUUCGAGCUGGCCCAUAGGAUAGAGCCCAACAUCUAGCUUCUGGCCCUUGAGUAAUCCCAAUUCCCAACUCCCAACUCUCUUUUAAGCCGGGGGCCCACAUUAUCAAGUGUCAAAAUCAUGAUUUUUGUGGCUUAUGGCGAAACUGGGAGGGCAAAGCCCGCCAAAACCCGAAAUCCUGCCUCCCACAGAAUUUUCAAUUCGCAAAUUGAGGCCAGGCCAACCAAUGGAAUGGCAACACGUCAUGUCUUUGGCGGGAUUCAUGGGAGCCUACUUGCUGCUCACCUAGCUUUGACCCAGCGAGGGUCAGGACUUAGUGAAGUUCCGGAAUUGCCCUCCCCUCGCAGUUUGGACGACCUACAGCAACCAGGGCUAUUAUUGUAUUUAGCGUCGUCGGCAUUGGGGGGCCUAAGAUUAGAUGGGAAGUCCGAAGGCAUAUUUCGAUGAUAUCCUUUUUUUGGCCAUUCACUUUUUCUUCCCCCCGCCCCUCUCCUCGUUAAAUUCUGGUAGCUCGCCAGCUGCCCUUUCCCCAACCCACCAAAUCCAUCGGCUUACCUUAACUGAUUUGAGAGAUUUGGAGAGGGACACUUGUGUUGCAACCCAGCGUUGGAGCCUGCAGCUAAGCUGAUAAGAUAAGGCGUGUUUGAGAAUUUGAAAGGUUUUUUGGUGGUGGUGUUCUCAAAUCUCAAUCCACCAUUUCUAUCCAUUUUCUAUCCUUACCGGUGUCUGUGAUUGCAGUGGUGAGUUCUUUUGAGCCUCUUCUUGUGUAAAGAUUGAAUCUUUAUAUCUUCUGUAUUUGGGUUCCAACGUUGGAAGAGGAAAUUGGGUGAGGAAAUGAGGAAAUGAAGAAAUUCGCCUCUGUUUUUGCUUUCAGGUGUUCCAAAUUGAUAGAGACUUGUUGCUUUUUGGGGGAAAAAAAGGGCCGGUUUGAAUUCGAGGGUUGAUUUUAGAAUGGUGUUGUGAUUGAAGUUUUGGGAAGCUUUCUUGUCGAGGAUGAACUAUGAAGCCGCUUGGGAGUGGAUAUGGUAAUGGUUUAGGUAUCUGGCCAAUGGUUCAGCUCGCAGAACAUAAGUUAAGGCACUAAAAAAAAUGCGAUUUGGGAAUUUGUCCAAACUGAGUUUUGGCGUUAGGCAAGCGGUUAAUUCUAGGUAUUCCGCUUGUUUCCGACCUACUUUUAGCACUUCAGCCUGCUUUCCUCCUCCUAGUUUUACUUUUCAAGUUUCCCCAUCGAGCCAGCGUCGUAGGAGUAGUGGAAUUGCAAUGGCUGCUUCUGGUUCCAAGACUGUUUUUGGCGAUGUCUAUGCCGAUGCCAAUUGUGGGAAUGGAUUGGAGCUGUGUAAGCCUAGUGGAGUGUUCUUCUCCGAUUCUAGCCGUGUUAGUUGCUCCAAAGCAAGUGUGAAGAUGGGUAGUAGAGAGCUUCCCCCUAGUAGCAGGUUGGUUUGUGGGAAUUUCCUGAUGGAUGCAAUGAGAAGGAAGAAUUUGAACAACUUUGGUGUUGGGCCAUUGCUGAAGCACUUGCACUCUCCAUCUUCUUCUAUGUUUGCCUCGAUUGGGCCUGCUGCGGACUUGUCGUUUGAUGCUAACUCAAAUGAUGAACAAGCAGUGAACUCCACUAUGGUUUCCGGCCGGAAGUUAAGGCUGCAUUCAGGAUCUUGUUACUUGCCACAUCCUGAUAAGGAAGCAACUGGCGGGGAAGAUGCUCAUUUUAUAUGUGGAGAUGAACAAGUGAUUGGUGUGGCUGAUGGUGUGGGUGGAUGGGCAGAUGUGGGUGUUAAUGCUGGUUUAUUCGCUCAGGAACUCAUGCUCAAUUCCGUGAGGGCUAUUCAAGACAACUCCAAAGGAUCCAUUGAUCCAGCCAAAGUCCUAGAGAAAGCUCAUUCAAACACUAAAUCCAGAGGCUCCUCGACUGCUUGCAUCAUAGCCCUUACGAACGAGGAAUUACAUGCUAUCAAUCUCGGGGACAGCGGAUUCAUUGUGAUCAGAGAUGGGUCGACAGUCUUCCGAUCCCCAGUUCAACAACAUGGCUUCAAUUUUCCUUGUCAACUGGAGAGUGGUACAGGUGGUGAUCUUCCCAGCUCUGGCCAGGUUAUUACAGUUCCAGUUGCCCCGGGAGACGUUGUCAUCACUGGAACAGAUGGGCUGUUCGACAACUUGUACACCAACGAGAUCAGUGCCAUCAUCGUGCAUUCCAUGCGAGUCGGUCUGGGGCCUCAAGAAGCUGCACAAAAGAUCACAGCUUUAGCAAGAGAACGUGCCUUGGACCGAAGCAGGCAGACACCAUUCUCUGUUGCAGCUCAGGACGCUGGAUUCCGCUAUUACGGUGGCAAGCUUGAUGAUAUCACCGUAGUCGUCUCCUACAUAACAACAAAAGCGAAUUCCUCAGCCGGCAUAUGAAUGUCGUAGUUGUGGGGGCAUUUCAAAUGAUGCUUCUUGUAUAAUUCUUUUGGCCACCAAACCCGCCUCCAGUAGAUUUUUUUUUUUUUUGCCAUCAAGAUGAAAUAUUCCCAGAUUUGAGAUACAGCCGCGGUUAGUAGAAUCCUUAAACUGUUACACUUCCAGUUCCAGUUGCACUUGCAGAAAGUUGCAGUUUUGAUUGUUUACUUUUAUCUUGUGUCUGGGUUUGUCGAGAACUGGUUUAGGGUUUGAAGAUGAUGACUUAUGAUGAUAGUGAUUGCUUCUUGAGGGCUUAGAACAGGGAUGGAUCACUACAUUGAUACAGAACUGAUAGAAACAAGACACAGAAACAAAACUGAAACUCUAUU